Haliotis rufescens (red abalone) is the source of this 804-nucleotide messenger RNA. RefSeq lists its product as uncharacterized. The transcript has 4 exons. Gene Ontology annotation, molecular function: chitin binding. The coding region runs from base 92 to 517 and encodes 141 amino acids. NCBI's taxonomy places the organism in Eukaryota, Metazoa, Mollusca, Gastropoda, Lepetellida, Haliotidae. The record is from RefSeq and is a predicted model, not a curated record. Gene Ontology annotation, cellular component: extracellular region.
GCUGUAUAAAUACAGCCACAGAACUGAACAGUGUAUCAUUGACCACCUCGACAGCUCCAUCACCCACAACUUUCCAGAAAUACUCCUCAGAAUGGUUUCCAAACAAGUCCUUGUCGUCGCUGUGUUCUGCAGCAUGUACGCAGUUGCCGUCGCCUCAAACCCGUGCAUCGCAGCGUGUUCAGGCCGCCCCAACGGUGACUACCAAUCCUGCAACGGCUGCGACGUGUACGCGACGUGUGCCAACGGUUACCUGUACGACAACCGACCCUGCGUUGCUGGCACAGUGUGGGAUGACACACUCAAACGCUGCGAGAUGACUUCAACCACCUGCCCCCCAGACCCCUGUGUCAGUUCCUGCAACGGCCUUGCCAACGGUGACUACCAAUCCUGCAACGGCUGUAACGUGUACGCAUCCUGUAACGGUGGCUUCAUUAUCGACAACCGACCCUGUCCCGCUACUCUAGUGUGGGACGACAGCCGCAAGGCCUGCGAUACAUCCUCCACAACAUGUUCUUAAAACACAACCAGUUUGACAUGUUCUGACAAGGCCGCCUGUGUGACCUGUUUUCAAACACCACCUCUGUGAUCUCAUUUUAAAACACCACCACUGCAGUGACCUGUUUUUGAAACGUCAGAGAUUAUUGAUGUGAGCUCCUCGGUGAUACAGUGACGAAUGUAUUUAUUAGAUAACAAAUAAACUUCCAUUUGAAUCUAUAAUGUACUGAAAUGUAAUACAGUAACUAUUUAAUAACAGGGGAUGCAUUUCUUCAUACAACGGGAGCCGAUAGUUUAACUAUACUUGAG